This is a messenger RNA of Kwoniella botswanensis, 1314 nucleotides long. RefSeq lists its product as uncharacterized. The coding region runs from base 1 to 1314 and encodes 437 amino acids. NCBI's taxonomy places the organism in Eukaryota, Fungi, Basidiomycota, Tremellomycetes, Tremellales, Cryptococcaceae. The record is from RefSeq and is a predicted model, not a curated record. The transcript has 4 exons.
AUGAAAUUCCAAAUCCUAGCCCUCGCUGCUGCCACCCUUCUCGGCCUCUGCUCCUCCGUAGCUGCCAACACAACCCCUCGACAACCUCGAGGGGAUAACUACGCUGCUUCACUCGAAGCUCGAGCUUACUAUCUCAAAGCUCGUCAAGACAUCGCCGACAACGCCACAACCGUUGAUCCAAACACCAUCGAAGAUUGCGAGGAGGACGUCGAAGAUGAUAGUGCUGUCGUUUCCGAUCCUUCUGUCCUUGCUACCGUCAACUCCACCGCCUCAGCAGGAAACUCCACCGCCUCAGCAGGAAACUCCACCACUGUCCCUGACGAAGAAGAAUGUGAAGAGGACGAGUACGAAGAGGAUGACAGUGAGACUUCUGCGGACGAUGAGGACGACCUUCCCUACUGUGAUGAGCUCGAAGGUGAAGAGGAGGAAGGUGACGAUGAUCCAUCUACCGCUGUCUCAUCUUCGGCCACUCCUUCCGCUACUUCUUCACAAAUCGGUGCUAUUCAAGCGGCCGCUGCCCCGUCCGCGGAUGCUUCCAGCGAUGAUGAGUCUUGUGGUGGAGUCACUACCGUGUAUGUCACUGUGACCGCCGGCAGUGACCCCGCCUCUACUCAAGCUGCCGCUACCUCCCAAGCCGUCCAAUCUAUCACCAAUGUCGCUGCUGUUGCCGACCCAACCUCAUCUCCCGCUUCAGCCGCUGCCACCUCAUCGGCAUCAUCUUCCUCUGCUACUGCUGAUCCCGAGGACGAUGAAGAAGAUUUGGAAGAAGAAGAUGACAGUGAAUAUGAUGACUGUGAGGAGGAAGAGGAUGAAGACGUCGUAUCGGCCACCGUUACCUCUACUGGUGUCUCAGUCACUACCUCCGCCACGGCCGUACCCAACAACAACGCUAUCGCUGGCAACAGCACCGCUACCCCUGAAGACGAUGAUGGAGUCGUCACUUCCUCAACUUUCACCUCUGCCGAGUCCGCCCCUACCGAAUCAGCCAUUGCCAAUGCCACCACUGCUAUCACCAACUCUACCUCUGCCUCUACCUCUGAAUCGGUUUCUGCGACUGUAUCUGCUACCGAAAGUGCCACCGACUUCGCUUCUUCUACCGUUUCUUCAACCGAAGAAGCCUUGGUCACGGAAACCGCUACCAACUCUUCCACUGUUUCUUCCAGCCAGGAGGCUUCGGCAUCUGCGACUGAGGCCGAGACUGAAGCCGUCACCGAGGAAGCUACCUCCACAGCCGCCGAGGGUGUCACCGUCACCGCUGAAGAUGCCACCGCUACCGAGACUACAGUAGGCAAAAGACGAAUUUCAUUCUGGUAA